This is a messenger RNA of Mytilus trossulus (common blue mussel), 1276 nucleotides long. RefSeq lists its product as uncharacterized. The transcript has 5 exons. The record is from RefSeq and is a predicted model, not a curated record. NCBI's taxonomy places the organism in Eukaryota, Metazoa, Mollusca, Bivalvia, Mytilida, Mytilidae. The coding region runs from base 104 to 691 and encodes 195 amino acids.
UUUAUAAACUUCAAAAAUAAACCACGCUCAUAAUCAUGUGACAGUAUUUACCUUAUAUAACUAUUGUUUGUUUCCGAGUACUAUCAAGUGUACAUUCAUUGUCAUGAGCAGUAAACCAUACCGGAAGCUUGGAACUGAUAAUUCGCCUAAAUCCUGCGGUUCGUGUUGCAAGAAAAUACCAUUGUGUUGUAAAAUAACAAUGGUCGUAUUAACAGUCGUAGUUUUAGCCGGUCUUGGACUUUUUGUUGGAUUUGCUGCUUCAAACCCAUUACAUGCUUCAUGCAGAGUUAAUUGGAUGUUUCCCUCCAUGGCGUGUAGUAAUGUAAAAACAAAACUGAAAAACCAAAUAACACUAUGGAAUGGGCCAGACAACUGUAAGAACGGAGGCGAGAAAUGUCUAUACAAAUUCGUCAGUGAAUCUACCAAUACACUAAAAGCCAUACAUGAAACUCCGAGCAAACAUUACAAAGAUGACCUGACAUUUACCUUUAGUGAUGCAGGGACGAAUUGUAAAACUGAGGGCUACUCUACGUCAGAAACUUGGUAUGCAGUUCUGGACUAUGGAACAAACUAUUGUAACCUACACAACUUAAUCACAGGUUCAGGAUUAAGUAACAUCACAGGUUAUGCAGAAUCGACCAGUAACUCACAGUGUACUCAGUACUCCAGUGCUGAUUGUAUGAAAUACUGAGUGAACUACACAUCAGGAGUACUAUCUGUGAUCACAUUUUAAUGCUCAAUACUCAAUAAUUUUCCUAAAAAUUUAACCUUAACGACCAUGUUUUUUUAAAAAUUAUUUCUUAACAAUGAUUAGCUUAUCUGUCUACAUUCCAUGUUCUAUGUGUACUAUAAUAAACAACUCUAAGUUGAUCUCUUCUAGAAUCUCGGACUGUUUUUAAUAUGCAAAUUCUCUUCUUCUGUUUGUAAUUGUUGUUUAAUACAUGUAUGUGGUUCAUAGUCGUAAGGAUUCAAUUAUAUUUGAACUGAAGUUGCAAGCGAAGACACAACACAACUGUGUAAAAUGAUCUUUAUAUAGUAGGGAGAUGCACCACAGUGUUAGCUCUCGCGAGAACUUGGUGUCAACUACAUUAUAACAUUGUAAACGAGUUCGAGAUAUGCAACACAAUUUCUGUAUUAUACUUAACUGUAAAUAUUUGAAUUCUUCAAUUAUUUGUUAUCAAUAUCGAUAAUUUUAUAUACAAAGUCAUACAUUUUAAGUUCAGUUUGUUAAAAUUUCUCAUAUUUUGUAUUUCAAUUCAUUUUUGUUAUCACUUUU